Molecule: messenger RNA, 2491 nt
Organism: Astrephomene gubernaculifera
Lineage: Eukaryota; Viridiplantae; Chlorophyta; Chlorophyceae; Chlamydomonadales; Astrephomenaceae
Source: the annotation of a GenBank genome assembly
CACUGGAAAGCUCUGAUGUCUUGACAUGUUGUCGCUGUGCUUUUAAGGCAUUGCGCGGAAGGGCGUCCGUCGGCUCGCCGGCUUGCAGUUGCACCACGCGCCGCUGUGACCCAAACACUUACGGUAACAAUUUGUCUUGACUAGUGAUAUAGGUAAGCGGUAACGUACAGGGAAACCAGGGGCGCCAGUGGCGAUAUAUCGCUUCAUGGACGUCCGCCGUCGGCUGGGCAGCUAGCGUUCAGCAUAACUGCAAACCGUGCGCUGUAUGGAGCGCUAGCUUGGUCAACUACAAUUACCACUUUUAGUGUCCGGCUCCGAAGCCGACAGCCCUUGACCACCAGACGUUCAGGACGUUAUCCAGCGACGAUUUGACGCGUCCAUACCGGCCUCUGCCCGCCAUUACCCUCUUCCCUCAACGCCUCCCUCUCAUCCCACUACACAGAAUGCUAGGGACGCUGCCGCUAUGCAGCUCCCUGCACUCGCAACCUUCCCAGCCACCAUCAGCGGCGGCAACGGCAUCCCCUGCCCCCGUGCCCGGACUCCCAAAGCGAAGGACCCGCGCUAGCCACCAAGACAGCCUCCUCCAACGCAACCGCUAUUCGAACCGCACCUCAGCUGCUUUACCGUGCGGCACCAGCAAUGCCAGUCCGGCAGGGGUGCUGCUGUCGCCCGCUGCUCAUUGCUGUUGCACCCAACAUCACCUGCGGCGCACGGGGAGCGGCUGGCUGCAUCGGCCUCAGCCGCGCCAAUGCCCAUUAGGCACAAGCCAGCCCCCCCUGCUAGCCGCUGCAGCUGCUGGCGGCCGCCGCCGCGCCGUUUCGGCUGCUGCUGUUACCGGCGGCAGUGGGGCGGCGAGUGGGGUUGCUAGUGAGGGUGCUGCUGGCGGUGCGGUAGCUCCCGCUGUGCUGCGCAUUGCAGAUGGGCUGCCCAUCAGGGAGUGCCUGGAGGAGGUGUUGCUGGGGCUGGACCGCUGCAGCGGACUGGUGCUGCAGGCUCCUCCUGGCGCGGGUAAGACCACGGUGGUCCCGCUGGCCCUGCUGCAGCACCAGCCCGCCUACCUGGAGCCCAGACAGCGCAUACUGGUGUUGGAGCCCCGGCGUGUGGCAGCCAAGGGCGCAGCGCGCCGCAUGGCUGCAGCCCUGGGGGAGCCGGUGGGGGCCAGCGUGGGGUACCGGGUCCGGCUUGACAGCAAGGUGAGCUCCAGCACGCGUAUCGAGGUGGUGACGGAGGGCAUCCUGCUGCGGCGGCUGCAACACGACCCCGAGCUGGAGGGCGUGGGAGCGGUGUUGUUCGACGAGUUCCACGAGCGCAACCUGGACAGCGACCUGGCACUGGCGCUGUGCCUGGACGUGCAGCGGCUGGCGCGACCCGACCUCAGACUGGUAGUCAUGUCCGCUACGCUGGGCGGGGGCCUAGGCGAGCGAGUGCGGCGACUCAUGACGGCCACGCAGCGCGAGGCGGCGGGGCUGCCUGCGUGCGAAGAGGAGGAGGGGGAGCAAGGGCCGGAGCAGGGAGGAGAGCCGGGGUCAGCAGCAGCAGCAGCAGCAGGAGCAGGCGGGCCGGGCUCGGUGCCGCUGGUGCUGAGUGAGGGGAGAUCCUACCCCGUGCAGACGAUCUAUCUGGGGCCGCCGGAGGGCACCGCUCGGGGCGCCCUGGAGCGCGCAGUGGCGGCAGCGGUGGGGCGGGCGCUGCGCGAUGGAGACCGCGGCAGCAGCAGCAGCAGCAGCGGCGGUGCGGAUGCGGAUGUGGAUGCCGAGGCCCCUGCUGGCGACGUGUUGGUGUUCCUGCCAGGAGUGGGUGAGAUCAGGGCGGUGGAGAGGCUGCUGGAGGAAAUCGGCAUCACACGCAAGUACGGCGUCCGCGUGCUUCCCCUGCACGGCAACAUGGCUCCAGACGAACAAGACGAGGUGCUGCGGCCAGCUACUUCCGCCACUAGCAGCAGCAGUAGCAGUAGGUUGCGACGGCGACGUGUCAUCCUGGCGACUCCCAUCGCCGAGUCCUCGGUUACUAUUGACGGAGUGACGGCCGUAGUUGACAGCGGGUUGCGGCGAGCGCCCCGGUACGACCCAGCAACCGCCAUCAACCGCCUCAUCACGAUUCCCAUCAGCGAGGCCUCAGCGGAUCAGCGCCGGGGCCGCGCCGGCCGCACCGCGCCGGGUCGCUGCUACCGCUUGUGGUCAGAGCGCGCCCAACUAGCAGCGGUUUCGGAGCCCGAGAUCCGGACUGCUGACCUGGCGCCUGCCGCCCUGGAGCUGGCGCUGUGGGGCAGCGGAGACGGGGGCGACCUGCCAUGGCUGGAUCCCCCGCCGGAGGGGGCGCUGAGGGCGGGCAGGGAGCUGCUGCAGGACCUGGGAGCUGUGGACCCCGUCAGCGGGCGACCCACGGGUCACGGGCGGCUGCUGGCGCGCCUGGGCGUGCACCCCCGCUGGGGCCAUGCGGUGCUGCGGGGCGCCCGGCUGGGCUGUGUGGAGCUGGCGGCGGUGGUGGCGUG